Molecule: messenger RNA, 2810 nt
Organism: Topomyia yanbarensis
Lineage: Eukaryota; Metazoa; Arthropoda; Insecta; Diptera; Culicidae
Gene: Plod
Product: procollagen-lysine,2-oxoglutarate 5-dioxygenase
Exons: 5
Coding region: 342-2510 (722 amino acids)
Biological process (GO): peptidyl-lysine hydroxylation
Cellular component (GO): endoplasmic reticulum
Molecular function (GO): iron ion binding; L-ascorbic acid binding; procollagen-lysine 5-dioxygenase activity
Source: RefSeq, a predicted model, not a curated record
CUCUCUGCUCUGACUCUGGGUGCGAUACAUUAGUUGUUUUGCUCUUACUUUCUUCAUUGCAUAUGGUUAAUAUGUCAGAGCAAAAUUAUCAUUCGGUUGCGUACGCUAUAUUACUGCUGUACUUGCAGUCCUUCUAAUUGCUAUUCCAGACGUCGGCAUCUGCGGUCACAAUCUAGGUUUGCUUUAGCAAUUCAGUGUCUGUGUAGUGUUCGGUGGUGAGCUCAGUAGAACGGAAGUGACAUAAAACACCUAGGAUUAUUCUAGUGCUACGCUUUUAUGCUGGAACGAAUUUGCGCUUCUUUGGGAUCUAAUGUUGCAGCACUUAGCGCAAUUAUUUUAAAAUGUUUUGCAGAAUAGUUUUUGUGCAAUUCAUAUUCGUAUUACUAAUUGCUUUGUGCCAUCGUUGCGACAGUGAAGAUAAUGUACCUUUGGUAUUCACGGUAGCAAGUAAUGAGACUGAAGGAUAUACACGCUACAUCCGAUCAGCGCAACACUAUGGAAUUAAGGUAACGACGCUCGGUCUUGGGAAGAAAUGGCGUGGAGGGGACAUGAAGCGGUUAGGCGGGGGUUAUAAAAUUAACCUACUUCGGGAUGCUCUGAAACCGUAUAAGAUGGAUGACAAUCGGAUAGUACUCUUCACCGAUAGCUAUGAUGUGCUAUUCCUAGCAUCGAUGGAAAAUAUCGUGGAAAAAUUCAAGACAUUCGAAGCGUCAGUAUUGUUCAGCUCGGAAGGAUACUGCUGGCCGGAUGAAGAGCUGAAAAGUAAAUAUCCAAAGCUUGAAGGCAGAGGAACCAGAUUUCUCAAUUCUGGGAUGUUCAUUGGAUACGCCUCCAAAGUGUACCAAAUGUUGAAAUCACCAGUGAAAGACACUGAUGAUGAUCAGUUGUAUUACACCAAAGUUUAUCUAAACAAAGAAAUGAGGGAAGAUCUGAACAUAAAAUUAGAUCAUACUGCUACGUUGUUCCAAAAUUUGAAUGGUGUAGAAGAGCAAGUUAUUCUAGCACUGGAUGCAGAAACCAAAAAAGCGUACAUAAAAAAUACGGAAUACUCAACAGCGCCUCUAAUAAUUCAUGGUAAUGGACCAAGUAAACUCACGCUGAACGGAUACUCCAAUUAUGUUGCGGGAGCUUUCGUCGACGGUGAAUGCAAGACCGUUUCCGAAAACCUACUACAGCUAGAUGAAGAAAACCUCCCAACGGUGAUGUUGGCACUGUUUAUAGAAAAAGCAACACCAUUUAUGGAUGAAUGGUUCGAAAAAAUUUCCAAUCUUAACUAUCCAAUGGCAAAGAUACACCUUUUUAUACACAACAACGUAUUGUAUCACAAAAAAAUCAUCGAUCAAUUUAUAGCCAAGUACAAAGACAAGUACCAAUCGUUCCGAAUGGUAGAUUAUAACGAAGACUUCGAAGAACUGGCGGGAAGAUCUCUAGCUGUAAAUCAAUGCCUCAAAAAGAAGUGUGACUACUUGUUCGUAGUCGAUGCUGAUGGUCACAUUGACUUACCGGACACACUUCGAAAGCUCAUCACCCUGAACAGAAAUAUUGUCAGUCCGAUGCUCAAUCGUCCGGAGAAGGUGUGGAGCAACUUCUGGGGAGCUCUAAGUGCUCAAGGUUUCUAUGCUCGCUCUACCGAUUACAUUGACAUCGUGGGACAGAAGAUCAUUGGAAUGUGGAACGUUCCCUACAUAUCUACCGUGUACCUUUUGAAAGCAGCAAUUCUGCCAGAGGUCAGUUACGAGCUUAAUAACACGGAUCCGGACAUGGCGUUCUGUUGGCACAUGCGUAACAAAGGAAUAUUCAUGCAUAUAGUCAACACUGCAAACUUCGGUCAUUUGAUCGAUACAGACUAUUACGAUUCAACCCGUAUCCAUCCGGAUUUCUAUCAACUGUUCAAUAACAAAUACGACUGGGAACAGAAGUACAUCUCAAAAGGAUACUACAAACAGUUGCAAAAGGACUAUAUACCGCGACAACCAUGCCCGGAUGUGUACUGGUUCGAACUGGGAUCUGAAGCUUUCUGCGAUCAUCUGAAAGAAAUCGUUGAAGGUUUUGGUCAGUGGUCUGAUGGUACAAAUAACGAUAAACGGCUACAAGGUGGCUACGAAGCUGUUCCAACUAGAGAUAUUCACAUGAAUCAGGUUGGCUUGGAGCAAGUUUGGUUGAAGAUCCUACAGUUAUACGUUAGGCCUUUACAGGAGAAAGUCUUCAUUGGUUAUUACCACGACCCCCCACGUUCGCUGAUGAAUUUUGUCGUUCGCUACAAACCGGACGAACAGCCAUCGCUGAGGCCACACCACGAUUCGUCCACCUACACUAUAAACAUUGCGUUAAACCGAGCAGGAAUCGACUACGAAGGUGGUGGUUGUCGAUUUUUAAGGUAUAACUGUACAGUAAAGGAUACUCGCAAAGGAUCGAUGUUAAUGCAUCCUGGUCGGCUUACACACUACCACGAAGGGCUUACGACUACUAACGGAACGCGAUAUAUUAUGGUUUCCUUCAUAGAUCCGUAGUUUGAUGGAACAGGAUAAGUUUAACGUUCUUUUAAUGACAGUAACCUAACAGGGUCCAUGUUAUAAAAGCAAUAUCAACUAGGAUUUAUGCUUCGUUCCCUUCAGAAUACAUUUUCUAAAUCGAGUCAUUUGAUUUGUAAAACGAAUCUCGUAUACUUAAGAGAUAUUUUCAUUGGAAAAUGCUUAGUUUUACGUUCGUUCUUAACGUGCCAUUUACAGUUGGAAUUAUAAUCUGCUUGACUGAUUUGAGUGAAAAACGUAACUUUAGAAAUAUAUUUCAAUAAACAAUUGCAUUUCAUG